AUGUCUGUUAGGACAGCUCCAAUUGAAACGAUCGUUGUAGACUCUGUGUCUCUCCUUUCGUCGGUUUUAGAUGAUCUAUCUGAUCUCCCGAAUACGCCUCCUCCGCUGUAUAUCGAUCUAGAAGGUGUUAACCUGGGUCGUCACGGUUCUAUAUCCAUCCUUUCGAUAUACGCCCUACCCAACCGAAAAGUCUACCUCAUCGACGUUCAUAAACUAGGAAACGAGGCCUUCUCAACCACAAGCACCCGAGGAAAAUCUCUCAAAUAUAUCCUCGAAUCUCCAGCUAUUCUAAAAGGGAUAUUUGAUGUUCGAAAUGAUUCCGAUGCCAUGUACAGCCACUAUGGAAUAUCCGUUGACGGCAUUCGAGACAUUCAGCUCAUGGAACUUGGCACCAGAACAGGCUCGAAAGAGUUCAUCGCCGGCUUAGCCAAGUGUGUUGAGCGAGAAAGCCCUAUCUCCGGGCCUGAAAAGGCGAUAUGGAAGCAUACUAAAGAGAGCGUCCGCCGACUCUACGACCCCAAGGUCGGGGGUCGAUAUGAGGUAUUCAAUGAGCGACCUUUCAAGCCCGAGAUCAUAAAGUAUUGCGCACAAGAUGUUACUUUGCUGCCAGGGCUAUAUGCAAAAUACCACGCCAAGCUAUGCCGGCCUGGAGAGGGAUUUUGGGAGAGUGAAGUACUGAUCGCAACCAAAAAGCGAAUCGAGCUUUCGCAGAGCCCAAAUUAUAAUGGACACACGAGGGAAAAUGCUCGCGGGCCUUGGAGUAGAGAUUAUAUCGCGCAGGCUAUUGACGAAUGGAACAUGGAUAUCGUUGAGGCCGUUGCAUGGUGA
Penicillium paradoxum is the source of this 828-nucleotide messenger RNA. RefSeq lists its product as uncharacterized. Lineage: Eukaryota; Fungi; Ascomycota; Eurotiomycetes; Eurotiales; Aspergillaceae. The record is from RefSeq and is a predicted model, not a curated record. The transcript has a single exon. Gene Ontology annotation, biological process: nucleobase-containing compound metabolic process. Gene Ontology annotation, molecular function: nucleic acid binding; 3'-5' exonuclease activity. Bases 1 to 828 code for a protein of 275 amino acids.